Messenger RNA from Somion occarium, 1964 nucleotides. NCBI's taxonomy places the organism in Eukaryota, Fungi, Basidiomycota, Agaricomycetes, Polyporales, Cerrenaceae. The record is from the annotation of a GenBank genome assembly.
AAGGGCCCGAAGCAGGACUAAGAGGUUGAUCACUCCAACUACAUGGCGACCAUUGAAGUCAAAUCACACCGGGUUAUUCACCAAGUACUAUGGAGUGAAUUGUUACUGCCCAAGCCGGGCCUGCGACUCGAGACAAGCAGCGUCAAACAACCAGAACUGCAACGGCCUCGUCCGUACUCUCCCCUCCCACCUCUUGUUCUUCCUGCCGACCUCAAACUAUCCUGUAAGCAGAUGACGGACUCGUAUGUUUCUUCCACCAAUGGCGAUGCCCUCACGGCAAAUGGCACAAGCAAGUUGAAUGGAUCCAGUCCUUCGCCCACUCCUCCUUCAGACUCGGGUAACUCUCCUAUAAUCCGCAAAAAGCUCAACGGUUACGUUGGCUUUGCAAACCUACCCAACCAGGUCCACAGGAAGAGUGUACGCAAGGGCUUCCAGUUCACUGCCAUGGUCGUCGGCGAGUCUGGUCUCGGCAAGUCCACGCUCAUCAAUACCUUGUUCAAUACUCGUCUCUACCCUCCUACGGAGCCCUUGCCUCCCAGCGCAGAGCGACCUCAGACUGUUGCCAUUGAGAGCAUUAGUGCUGAUAUCGAAGAGAAUGGUGUUCGGCUUCGCCUCACUGUCGUUGACACUCCCGGUUUUGGAGAUUUCGUUAACAACGAUGAGAGCUGGAAGCCCAUCGUGGAGAACAUUGAGUCUCGGUUUGAUUCCUACCUGGAGCAGGAGAACCGCGUGAAUCGACAAAAGAUCAUCGACAAUCGUGUUCACGCGUGCCUUUACUUCAUCCAGCCCACUGGUCAUUCACUGAAGCCGAUUGACAUCGAGUUCAUGCGUCAAUUGCACACGAAAGUCAAUCUGAUCCCCAUCAUUGCGAAAGCUGAUACCCUCACUGACGAAGAAGUUGCUGACUUCAAGGCUCGCGUUCUUGCGGAUAUCGCCUACCAUAAGAUUCACAUCUUCCAGGCGCCAACUUAUGAGAACGAGGACGAGGAGGCCAUUGCCGAAGCGGAGGAAAUUGCUAGCAAGAUCCCCUUCGCCGUGGUUGGAUCAGAUCGUCUUGUUACCACCCCUGACGGCCGAAAGGUUCGCGGUCGUGCGUAUCCCUGGGGUGUAGUUGAGGUGGACAACGAGGACCAUUGCGACUUUGUUAAGCUCCGACAGAUGCUUGUUCGCACGUACAUGGAAGAAUUGAGGGAGUACACUAACGACGUUCUGUACGAGAACUGGCGUACGGAGAAGCUGAUAAGCAUGGGUGUUGUCCAAGACUCAAGUGUCUUCAAAGAAGUCAACCCUGCUAUCAGGAUCCAGGAGGAGCGCGUCAUGCACGAGGCCAAGCUCGCGAAGAUGGAGGCCGAAAUGAAGAUGGUCUUCCAGCAGAAGGUGCAGGAGAAGGAAGCCAAGCUCAAGCAAUCGGAAGAGGAGCUCUACGCCAGACAUCGCGAGAUGAAGGAGGCGCUCGAGAAGCAGCGACUCGACUUAGAGGACAAGAAACGACGCAUCGAGAGUGGCCGGCCAUUGACUCCGGAGAAGAACACGAGGAAGAAGGGCUUCCUCCGAACGUGAUUUUGGGCGUGAUUUUGGGCGUGCUUUGGUGCUCGCAUUAUCUUUCGUUUUUGCCCUAUUGCCUUCAUCUUAUGGUCACGGACAUGUUGAUUGUCCUCCACCUCGAUCCCUUACCUUAUCGUACAUUUCUGUCGAGAGACUCUGCCUGUUAAUUCCUUUCUGUGAUUUUUUGAACACUCACACACUCGUUUGAUGGAUACCGGAUUGCUUUCCGCUUAUUUCUCUUUAUCCUAGUUAGUAUUCCUCGGCUCUCUGAAGCUCUGUAGGGUUCUGUACGAGUGGCAUUGGUCGCAUACCCUAUACCAUGACCGUGACGCCAACAGCUAUAAACAGUAACUGAGUGCUCGGCUACUGCCGCAUUACCCCUUGUCCAUCUAAGCGUCUGAAUUCUACCACCGUCAUCU